AUGCCUUUGUAAAUAGCCAAGAAUGGACUUUAAGUAGGACAGUACCAGAAAUCAAAUUAGGAAUUAUUGGUAGUAUAUCUAGCGGUAAAUCAGCGUUAGUUCAUAGGUAUUUAACUGGUUCUUAUAUGCAAGAAGAAUCGCCAGAAGGAGGAAGGUUCAAAAAAGAAAUUGUGGUCGACGGCAGAAAUUAUUUACUGCUCAUACGGGACGAAGGUGGCGCACCUGAACUUCAGUUCUGUUCAUGGGUGGACGCCGUCAUUUUAGUUUUCAGCGUUGAAGACGAAAGCAGCUUUAAUACGUUAUAUAAUUUCUAUGCAAAAAUAGCUCAUUAUAGGAAUACCGCAGAGUUGCCGUUGAUACUGGUCGGAACGCAAGAUGGUAUAAGUGAAAGCAACCCGAGAGUGAUAGAUGAUAGCAGAGCCCGUAGACUCGCUAGUGAUCUAAAACGGUGUCCGUACUAUGAAACGUGUGCUACGUAUGGUCUUAAUAUAGAGAGAGUCUUCCAGGAUGCGGCCCUAAAGAUAGUGGAGCAACGUAGACUGAAUCCCAUUCCUAUUCCUACUUUCACGCCUACAAACUCUUUACCCAGUACCCCACGGUCUAUACACAGUAAUCAUUUUGUAAUCCCACAACUGCCAGCACCACCCCCACCAGCACCCACACAAACCCCAGCCACCCCUGCCACAUCAAGCAAUAGUAGUAUAGCACUGCCGCAGACGCCCAGUUUACAACGACAUCACAACACAAUGAAGGAAGAUCACAAGCAUAAACAACAACAAAUACAGCAACAACAACAACCGACAUCACAGCAAGAAAAUAGUAAAGAUCCACCACCGCCAAGUCCCAGCAGUACGCCGAGUAUAGGAAGGAAAGCGAGACGAAGAUCAAAUAUAUUUACACCAAACAAAAACAAAGUCAACGACGCUAAGAAUGGAGAUAAUCUUAGUCUCGGUAGUGGUAGAUCUAUUCCAAUUAAACAGGGAUAUCUUUACAAGAGAAGCAGUAAGUCAUUGAAUAAAGAAUGGAAGAAGAAGUAUGUCACGUUGUGUGAUAAUGGGAAGCUUACGUAUCAUCCCAGUCUACACGAUUACAUGGACGAUGUUCAUGGAAAAGAAAUUUUGCUUCUGAAUACAACAGUCAAGGUUCCUGGUAAAAGGCCACCCUUAGCAAGAGCUAAUCCUGUUGGGGCGCCCUCUAGAGGCAAUUCUGGUACAAAUGGGAUGACAAACGAUUUUGGUGCUAUGACAAUAACUGGUAAUCUAGGUGCAAUACAUUCAAAUCUUGGUCUAAUUGAUAAGAAUAUCAAUCUUGUGUCCUAUCAAGAUAAACAAGAAAUCCAUACAAAAACAUGUUCGUUACCGCGAGAUGACGGGAACUGGGAUGCGGUUGUAAUAUCAAACUCGUCCAUCACUCCAGGUAUUUUCAAUGGUUUGGAAUCGGCUUUGGCAAGCAUAGGCUCACAGGCUAGUAGUAUCGUUAAUAGUUCGAAAUUAGAACCUCCAUCGUCUCAUACGAAAAAAAAACAUCGAAGGAUCAGAAGUUCUGGUGUGGCUAAAAGUAUGGAUGCAAGUCAAGCUGACGAAUCAGACGAGUACGAGUUCAUUAUUGUCUCCUUGGAUAACAGACAGUGGCAUUUUGAAGCUCCAAGUAGUGAUGAGCGAGAUGAAUGGGUGCAAGCGGUGGAACAACAGAUAUUAGCAUCCAUACAAGGGAUUGAAAGCACUAAAUCAAAAGAUAAAAGUUGUACUUUGGACGAUAAAGUGGUGAUACAAUCGAUACGCAGUGUGCGUGGUAAUGAAUACUGUGUGGAUUGCGAAGCACCAAGUCCAGAUUGGGCAAGUUUAAAUUUAGGAGCUUUAAUGUGUAUUGAGUGUUCAGGAAUUCAUCGUAAUCUUGGAACGCAUUUAUCUAGGGUGCGAUCUUUAGACCUGGAUGAGUGGCCGUGUGAUAUAACAUUGGUGAUGACAUCCAUCGGGAACUCGUUUGCAAACAGUGUGUGGGAGGUGGUAUUGAGAGGAAGAAUAAAACCAACACAGAGCUCAAGUAGGGAAGAAAAAGAAAAGUGGAUACGAGCGAAAUACGAACACAAGGAAUAUUUGGCACCGCUACCUUACUCUGAUGAAUCAUUGGGAGAGCAAUUACUUGAUGCUGUGACCAGGGAAGAUUUACGUAUGGUAGUUUUGCUAUUAGCGCAUAGUAAUUCGGCAGAGGAAGUAAAUACGAGUUACGGAAGCCAAGAUGGCAGGACUUCAUUGCACCUCAGUUGCGCAUUGGCUAAUUCUGUUAUAACGCAGUUACUUAUUUGGUAUAAUGUGGAUGUUAACUGUGUAGACGCAGAUGGACGGACGCCAUUAUCAUAUGCUAAUGCCGUUGGGGCCGAGGACUGCGCUAAAAUAUUACAAAACAAUGGCUGUACAUUGGAAAGGCUUGAUAGGACUUCAAAAACUAAAAACAAAGCAAUGUUCGAUAAACUGCCAGCAAGCGUAAUAUAAUGCUGCAAUGGAAUUAUGUAAAUAGACUAGUUAUUGUGUCUUUGGUUGAACUCAUUGUAGAUUUCAUGUUUGUCCUGCCAUUUUUUUGACCAAUCUUGGAUACUGCCAAUAUUGUGAAGAAUCUUAUUGGAAAUGUGAACUAUUUUUUAUCGUAACACUGUGAAUAUCAAGGAACAAUGUUUCCACUGAUCGUAUUUUAUUGU
Molecule: messenger RNA, 2695 nt
Organism: Saccoglossus kowalevskii
Lineage: Eukaryota; Metazoa; Hemichordata; Enteropneusta; Harrimaniidae
Product: arf-GAP with GTPase, ANK repeat and PH domain-containing protein 1-like
Biological process (GO): activation of GTPase activity
Molecular function (GO): protein binding; GTPase activator activity; GTPase activity
Source: RefSeq, a predicted model, not a curated record